Chrysoperla carnea is the source of this 750-nucleotide messenger RNA. Its product is annotated as hemolymph lipopolysaccharide-binding protein-like. Bases 41 to 589 code for a protein of 182 amino acids. Lineage: Eukaryota; Metazoa; Arthropoda; Insecta; Neuroptera; Chrysopidae. The record is from RefSeq and is a predicted model, not a curated record. The transcript has 4 exons.
UAAGAUCGCUUAUUUCAUUAACAAAUUAAAUCACUCAAUCAUGCAGUUUAUUCACGUUUUUACAAUUUUAGUGGUACCUGUGCUAUGUGUAUUCGCUAACAAAAGUGAUACACAAAACUCGAACGUUACAACAAUAGCACAAACAGAAAUAUCGCAAUCGGUUCCCAUAAAUAUUAAUGGAAAAAAGUAUACUUUUCAUGGAGAUCCACAGGUAUGGAAUGAAGCACGAAAAAUUUGCGUGUCAGAAAAUGGUCAUUUGGCAAUCAUUAACUCACUAAAUGAAGCACAAACUUUAUCGGCACAGAUAUACGUACAUCCAAAGGUAUUCAGUGCCCCAAACAUAGAUCCUAGUCUUAGGGGAACAAUUUUAAUUGGAUUUCAUGAUUAUUUCAAACAAGGAGAAUAUGUAACACUUGAUGGUAAAGGUAUCGAAUAUUCAUAUGCAUUUUGGGCACAAAAUCAGCCGAAUGAUAAUGGUGGUACGAACAAAUGUGGAGCAUACGUUAUAGGUGGUGGCUUGAGGGUUGUAGGUUGCAACGUAAAGGGGCCUUUCAUUUGUGAAAUUGAAGACAGCGCGUGUAGGAAUUAAUUAAUCCUCAGAAAGAAACGAAAUAAAUACAAGAAAUUUGAAGAAGGGUAUCUUUAAAUACAGUGAUUACAAAAUGCAGAAGUUGAUACAAUAAGAACAAUAGAAAAAUAAUUUGUUUAAAUAGCCGGUAAACCCAGUUGUUCAAUAUCCACAAAAACAUG